AUGUCGGUUCAAGACGGAGCACGCUUUGACUUCAUUGUCGUGGGUGGCGGCACAGCUGGCAACAUCGUUGCUGCACGCUUGGCUGAGAACCCGACCGUCAAUAUUCUCGUCGUUGAAGCUGGGAUCGGCAACUCCAUUGUUAAUGAAGACAUUCGCACUCCUGCGCUUGCCAUGGAUCUCCGGGGUAGCCAGUACGACUGGGCGUACAAGACCACCAUGGUCAAGCGCAAUGACUAUGAGCGUAUCGAGAAACCCAAUACCCGUGGGAAAGCGCUUGGUGGUAGCUCAUCACUUAACUACUUUUCCUGGGUGCCUGGAUCCAAGGGUACUUUCGAUAUGUGGGAGGAAUACGGGGGCAAGGAGUGGACAUGGGAUCCCCUCGUCCCUUAUCUUCGGAAGAGUGCAACCUACCAUGAUGACGCGGGCCUCUUUCCGAAGGAACUGAAGAAGAUUGGCACUGGCGGCCCGAUUCACAUCGCCCAUGCGGACCUCAUGCCGGAAAUGAGCCGUUUCCGUGAGCUCCUUAUCAAAGCUUGGAAGUCCACUGGCGAGCCUAUUUCCGAGAACAUAUUUGACGGCGAGAUGCGUGGCCUUGUUCACAGCGUCAAUACAAUCUACAAAGGCCGACGGUCAGGAAGUUUCCUUGCGGUGGCCGAUAAGAAGAAUAUCACUAUCCUACCUGAAGUCAUUUCGAAGCGGCUAAUUCUCGACAAUGCCGAUCGGGCGGCAAAGGGAGUGACUGUGAUCACGAGCUCGGGGCAAGAGCUUAGCUUCUACGCCACGCGUGAAGUUAUCGUAUCUCAGGGUGUUUUUGAAACCCCCAAACUCCUCAUGCUGAGCGGCAUUGGACCCGCUUCUGAGCUGGCUAAGCAUGGCAUCCCUCUGGUGGUCGACUCGCCUCAUGUUGGCCAGCAUUUGCUGGACCAUCCCGGUGUUCCUUUCGCGCUUCGGGUCAAGGACAAUUUCUCUAUGGAUAGCCAUGUCCUUAGAAAAGGCCCUCUUCAUGAUAAGGUCUUGUCGACUUACUCCAAGGGCCACGCUGGCGCCAUGGGGUCACCCUUCCUCGAGAUGAUCGGAUUCCCCCGCAUCGACAAAUACCUGGAGAAGUCACCUGAGUACCGCAAGGCAAAGGCUGCGAAUGGUGGCCUUGAUCCCUUUUGUCCAUACGGCCAGCCGCAUUUCGAGCUCGAUUUCAUCCCGCUCUUCGGUAGUGCAUUCCAGUGGCACUUCCCGCACCCCAACAAGGGUAGCUACAUGACUGUCAUGGUUGACCUUGUUCGCCCGGUAUCCGAGGGUGGCGAAGUCACUCUGAACAGCGACGACCCCUUGGAACAAGCUUCUAUCAACUUGAAUUAUUUCAACAACGAUCUUGAUAUCAUUGCUAUCCGUGAAGGAAUCAGAUUCGCUUACGACGUUCUCAAAAAUGGUGAAGGAUUCAAGGAUAUUGUCGAAGAUGAGUAUCCAUGGGACAUGCCACUGCACGAUGAUGAGGCAAUGAAGAGAACAGUCUUAGACCGUUCUCAGACCUCGUUUCAUCCAUGUGGUACUGCUCGCCUGUCGAAAACCAUCGAGCAGGGCGUUGUGGAUGCCAGUCUGAAGGUGCACAAGAUCAAGAACCUCCGUGUCAUUGAUGCGUCUGUCAUUCCCGUCAUUCCUGACUGUCGUAUUCAAAACUCUGUCUACAUGGUGGCUGAGAAGGGUGCAGAUGCCAUCAAGCACGAUCACAAAGACCUCUAUCAUUAG
Messenger RNA from Thyridium curvatum, 1743 nucleotides. RefSeq lists its product as uncharacterized. The record is from RefSeq and is a predicted model, not a curated record. The transcript has a single exon. Gene Ontology annotation, molecular function: flavin adenine dinucleotide binding; oxidoreductase activity, acting on CH-OH group of donors. Bases 1 to 1743 code for a protein of 580 amino acids. Lineage: Eukaryota; Fungi; Ascomycota; Sordariomycetes; Thyridiales; Thyridiaceae.